Molecule: messenger RNA, 1632 nt
Organism: Actinia tenebrosa (Australian red waratah sea anemone)
Lineage: Eukaryota; Metazoa; Cnidaria; Anthozoa; Actiniaria; Actiniidae
Biological process (GO): RNA processing; DNA repair; RNA repair
Molecular function (GO): DNA ligase activity; manganese ion binding; RNA ligase activity
Source: RefSeq, a predicted model, not a curated record
CAACAUUGAAAGUGAGGUGAUUAUAAAUCUAAAUAAUGAUUAUUCCAGAAAAGAAUAUAUUUCUAAGUAGCAAAUGUGAUGCAACAGAAAAAAAUAUUUUCAAACAGAAGUCAAAUACUCCCCCUGGAUCGAUCCCCCCUCUGAUUACCUCUUUCAUGGGUUGCCUGUGGUUUGACUGACCAAAUUCAAACAUGUCUGCAAAAUUAUCCAGAAGAUAUCUUUCGUUUACUAGAAGGCUAAGGCUCUUAAAACGUUAUUCUUCCCAUAUUACAUUUGCUAAGGAUGAAGAGGAUAGUGUUCCAGUCAAAGCAUGGGUCCAAGGUGUCCCUGUCGAAGAAGAUGCAGCAAAACAACUUAAAGCCAUAGCUAGACUACCCAUAGUUUAUUCACAUGUAGCAGCCAUGCCUGAUGUACACAUAGGCAAGGGUGCUUGUGUUGGGUGUGUGGUUCCUACGGUUAAUGCAAUCAUUCCUGCAGCUGUUGGUGUUGAUAUUGGUUGUGGUAUGAUGGCUGUCAAGACAUCUAUGUUAGCUAAACAUCUACCUGACUCGCUCAAGGGUCUGCGCACUGCCAUAGAGAGUGCAAUACCACAUGGCAGAACUAAUCAUGGUGGAAGUGGUGAUGCUGGAGCAUGGAGAAUGAAUGAUCUCCCAGAACAAGUCAAGCAAAGCUGGAAAGUACUGUCUGGGGAUUAUGAAUACAUAUGUCGCCAACAACCAUCAACAAAAGCCAAGAAUAAUAUCAAUCACUUAGGAACAUUGGGAACUGGAAAUCACUUUGUUGAGGUGUGUUUGGAUGAGACUGAUAGGGUGUGGUUCAUGCUUCAUUCUGGUUCCCGUGGUCCUGGCAAUAGGAUAGGAUCAAUUUAUAUAGAACUGGCCAAGAAUGAUAUGCUUAAACUGGACAAAAAUGCUAAGAUUGAUAAGAAUCUGGCAUACCUGACAGAAGGCACCCCCAACUUUAAAAACUAUGUGUUUGCAGUUUCAUGGGCACAAAAAUAUGCCAGGGUUAACAGAGAAAUCAUGAUGGCAAGACUGAUUGAUGCAGCCAAGCACACCCCUGAUAUCCCAUCAUUUACUGUAGAGAGGAUGGCUGUCAAUUGUCACCAUAACUAUGUUAAUAUCGAGACACAUUUUGGUAAAACAGUGUACCUUACAAGAAAAGGAGCGGUGUCUGCUCAGCAAGAUGAGCUUGGUAUAAUUCCAGGGUCGAUGGGAGCCAAGUCAUACAUUGUGCGGGGUAAAGGAAACCCAGAAUCUUUUCACAGUUGCAGCCAUGGUGCUGGUARAGUGAUGUCAAGAGCCAAGGCCAAAAAGACCUUCACUACUGAAGACCACGUACAGGCUACACAAGGGGUGGAGUGCCGCAAAGAUUAUGACGUCAUCGAUGAAACACCAAUGGCGUACAAGAACAUAGAUGACGUCAUGGCUGCUCAAAGUGACUUGGUUGAUGUUGUGCAUACAUUGAAGCAAGUACUCUGCGUCAAGGGCUGAAAGGUAUUUAUUAUCUUUGAAUAAUUCUUAAUAAUUCUUUCCGGUUGAAAUUUUUUUAUGACAGCUGUGAUAGUUUUUGGGGUGCCGGAAGAAAACAAAUGGGUAAACGACUUGGCCGCCAUGUUGGAUGAUAAGAUAA